Molecule: messenger RNA, 426 nt
Organism: Gamsiella multidivaricata
Lineage: Eukaryota; Fungi; Mortierellomycota; Mortierellomycetes; Mortierellales; Mortierellaceae
Product: CoA-binding protein
Exons: 2
Coding region: 1-426 (141 amino acids)
Source: RefSeq, a predicted model, not a curated record
AUGUCGACACCUUCCCCCAUCACCGAGUUCUUUUCCUCCUCCGACCAAAAAUUCGCCGUCGUCGGUGCAUCCUCCAACCGCACCAAGUUCGGCAACAAAGUCCUGCGUUGGUACACCGACCAUGGCUAUACAGCAGUGCCUGUGAACCCAAAGGAAAAGACAAUCGAGUCGCUGGCCUGUGUCCCGAACCUGUCCUCGUUGCCUGGCUCACCUUCUGAGUACCAUGUCUCGAUCAUCACCCCUCCUGCGGUCACCAAGUCCGUUCUUGAAGAGGCACACAAGAACGGAAUCCAGCGUGUCUGGUUGCAGCCCGAUGUCGAUUCUCCGGAAGCAUUGGCUUAUGCAAAGGAAGUCGGCAUCCAUGUCAUUGCUGGAGGACCCUGUGUCCUCGUUCACGGCAUUACCAGCGAGCAAGCCAAGUUGUAA